GGUUUCCGACUAAAGAUACUUCGCAACAACGUCCUUCGCAAACACAACUUCACCUCCAUGCUGGUCGUCGUUCUAUUCAUCUUCGGCUUGGGCUUCAUCAUCUGCGCCUCUAUUGUACAAACAGGUCAAGGUCUACGGACACACCAACUCUGCUAUGCAUCCGCGAUGAUAUGUCUAGUCUUCUAUACCAGCAACAAGCUGACCAUUUACGUCUUCCUCCUCGAACGUGCUCGCGUCGUCCGGGCACCCUUUGUGCCACGCCUCAAAGACCGCGUCUGGCUAUUUGGCAUGCUCAUCAUUUGCGGCGGAUUCGGCGCUAUUGCCAUCGUCGGAUACAUGUCACCUAUCGUCGAACUCAGUAAACUGGACGGUCGCUGCCGUAUCGGCCUUCCGCCGCAAGUCAGCUUUCCACUUCUAUGCUUCGAUGUUGUGGUCAAUUUCCUGCUUACUGGCGUCUUCUUCUGGCUUCUCCGCCCGGUUCUGGAUUUCCAUGGCUUGUUGAAAGCAAGCACAUGGUUCGGCAGCAGGGUCACGAGCAAAGUCAAAAACAGCGUUAGGAAGAGGGAGAUUGAAAUGCAGAGUGCGUUGGAAGGAGCGAGUCUCAAGUCCGCGAUGAACAAAAACAUCAAAGCCCUAUUAUGGAAAUGCCUCAUUGGGAGCACACUCGUCAUGCUCCCUACUGUCGCGAACAUGACGCAGUUCUACAUCAUGAACAGCAGAGAACUCGGCUGGGUUUGUCUGACGAUUUGCACGCUCGAUAUCUCUUGGGGCAUCAUAAUCGUCAACUGGCUCACCAUUGGCUCCGCGGAAGCAGAAAACAACCUCACAACCCUAAUGUCGCAACGCACUCUCCGUAAUGAUCAACCAGGCAGCAACAGCAAAUCAAAUCCGCACAGCCGCUUCGACAUCGGGCUUAUUACGCACAACGAGGAGCCGUCCCAGGAAAUUCAAAUCCACGCGCGGCAAUUGUCGGCUACUACGGCAGAAGUCCCGGUCUUCUACAAGGCGGCGAGUUUGAAGGAUGAAGGGGUUUUGCUCAGGCAGGAUGGCGUGAGGGAGAGCUGGAUCAAAGAAACAGAUACCAAUGUGGAGAUUUCAAAAGCGCCGCAAUUGAGGGAUCCGGAGAGGACGUGGGGGAAGAGUAGUAUGGGGUGGGCAGAAGGGGGCAAGACGUCGAUUACGGUUAAUGAUAGGGUUGUUAGGGGGCAGGUGAGCGAGGAUAGUUUGGAGCCUGUAUGGCAUUUUCGAUUGUUUGCAUAG
Molecule: messenger RNA, 1260 nt
Organism: Macroventuria anomochaeta
Lineage: Eukaryota; Fungi; Ascomycota; Dothideomycetes; Pleosporales; Didymellaceae
Exons: 3
Source: RefSeq, a predicted model, not a curated record